GCUACAAGUAGAAUAAGGCGUUCUUCAGGUCAGGCAUUGUUUUCAGGAAAAUUCAGACGGACGUAUAGCAAACAUGGCAUCUAGAGACAGACGAGGUUACAACGUAAACAUGGCCCCGACGAUUAGGCGACCAAGGGUAUCUGUCUGUUCUUCUGCCCAAGUUCAUAACAACCAAGCCUUCAUCGAUGAGUUGCAUCUGAAAUUUACCGAGAUCGUUGGCGAUGUCCGCUACUUCGAGCUGCCCUACAACGACAUUGAUCAUUUUCUCUUUCGAAACACGGGCAUCGAUGUCAUGAUCUUGUGUCACUCCAUCCAAAACAGAAGGUUCGCCAUCACAGAUGUCAUGGACGCCCUCUACGACAAAUUCUUGUACAAUGCAGUCAGAGCUAUCGGUAAACCAAAGAUAUGCAUUUUGGUCCACGAUUUCAAAGCGGAGGAUCUAAACACCGUCAAAAAGUACCGAACUCGGAUUGAGGCUUUCCAGUCGCAGCAGCCGACAACCUUCAAAUGCGCUAACUUAGUGAUGAUGGGCGGGAAGCUAGAUGAGAGGGUGGAGAUAGGUGAUCACCAGUGGGAGGAGCUUCGGGCAUUUCUGAUAGAUGCUGGCCAAUCACCAGAAUCUAUCCCAUCCUAUCAGGAAUGUGCAUUUAAUUGCAUUGAUACUGUCAAUGUCACGUGCCAGAGUGUACAGAAGUCAUAUAAAAAACAACUACUGCUUGUGCUUGUCAUCUUGGCGGGUGGCUUGAUUAUAGUGUUACUUGUAGUGCUCACCAAAUAAAGGAAAUGAUGUGAUGUCUCAUUGGUAAAUCAAAGUGUCACAGGAGUUUGAAGGCGAAGAAUCGAUGCGAUAAAACAUUUCUUUACAGUUUAGUUGUGAGGACACUGAUUCUGAAUGAUGCAGAAACCUCACGAUGACGCACUCGGGGCGAUCUUUUUUUUCUGUAAGGACUUACGCCACCGACGCGAGAGGGCAGUUUUUACCAUAACCCAUU
This is a messenger RNA of Strongylocentrotus purpuratus (purple sea urchin), 992 nucleotides long. RefSeq lists its product as uncharacterized. NCBI's taxonomy places the organism in Eukaryota, Metazoa, Echinodermata, Echinoidea, Camarodonta, Strongylocentrotidae. The transcript is spliced from 3 exons. The record is from RefSeq and is a predicted model, not a curated record. Bases 74 to 778 code for a protein of 234 amino acids.